CACAGUCACAGUGCUGUCCUGAACCCAGCAGUAGGCCCAUGGAGCCUGGGGCCACAGGCCACAGAGGACAAGGGCCAGACACCCCGGCCAUGGCUCUGGGCCAUUGAUCCAGCCCCAGCUGGCCGGGUGGAGGUGGGGAGACCUUGUCCUGGGCAAACAGAGGCUGUGAGGUCUGCGUGCAGGCCCGGCACCCACUUGCCACUCCCAAAGGUGGAUGGGAGCCGUGUGAGGCUUGUGAGCAGGUCGCAUGGUGAAAAGACCAGGAAUUCGAUACUGAAGAUGGCUGGAUGACUGGCUAUUGCAGGGGUCAAGCUCAUUUACAGGAAGCAGCCUGGAGGAGUGGAAGGCGCAGGGAGUCAGACAUCUGAACAAAACCCCCAUGUAUCUGCUGUGUGACCUUGAGAUGCCCAUGGCCAAGGCCCCCCAGGAGGCUGGCGGGCCGGGUGACGGAGGUGAUGGUGAGGAGGCAGAGCCGGAGGGGAUGUUCAAGACCCCUAAGGACCCCAAGAGAAAAGUCCGGGACUACCUUCGCCUGGCGCCCCUGUGGCUGGCCCUGGUCGUGCUGGCUUCAGGGGGGUUCCUGCUCUGGUAUUUCCUAGGGUACAAGGCAGAGGCGACGGUCAGCCAGGUGUACUCAGGAAGCCUCCGUGUGCUCAAUCGCCACUUCUCCCAGGACCUUGCCCACCGGGAGUCCAGUGCCUUCCGCAGUGAAACUGCCAAAGCCCAGAAGAUGCUCAGGGCACUCAUCGCCAGCACCAGCCUGGGCACUUACUACAACUCCAGCUCCGUCUACUCCUUUGGGGAGGGACCUCUCACCUGCUUCUUCUGGUUCAUCCUCCAAAUCCCCGAGCACCGCCAGCCAAUGCUGAGCCCCGAGGUGGUACGGGCACUGCUGGUGGAGGAGCUGCUGUCCACAGCCAACAGCUCGGCCCCUGCUCCCUAUAAGGCCGAGUAUUCGCUGGACCCUGAGGGCCUGGUGAUCCUGGAAGCCAGCGUGAAAGACAUAGUUGCACUGAAUUCCACGCUGGGCUGCUACCGCUAUAGCUACGUGGGCCAGGGCCAGGUCCUCCAGCUGAAGGGGCCCGACUACCUGGCCUCCAGCUGCCUGUGGCACCUGCAGGGCCCAAAGGAUCUCAUGCUCAAACUCCGGCUCGAGUGGAUGCUGGCCGACUGCCGGGACCGGCUGGCCGUGUAUGAUGUGGGCGGGCCCCUGGAGAGAAGGCUCAUCACCUCGGUCUAUGGCUGCAGCCGCCAGGAGCCCGUGGUGGAGGUCCUGGCAUCAGGCGCCGUCAUGGCGGUGGUCUGGAGGAAGGGCCUGUACAGCUACUAUGACCCCUUCGUGCUCUCCGUGCAGCCUGUGGCUUUACAGGCCUGCGAGGUGAACCUGACCCUGGAGAGCCAGCUGGAACCACAGGGCGUCCUUAGCACACCGUACUUCCCCAGCUACUACUCACCCAGCACCCACUGCUCCUGGCACUUCACGGUGCCCUCUCUAGACUAUGGUUUGGCCCUCUGGUUUGACGCCUAUGCGCUGCGGAGGCAGAAAUACGACCUGCCGUGCACCCAGGGCCAGUGGAUGAUCCAGAACCGGAGGCUGUGUGGCCUGCGCACCCUGCAGCCCUACGCCGAGAGGAUCCCCGUGGUGACCACCGCCGGCAUCACCAUCAACUUCACCUCGCAGAUCUCCCUCACGGGGCCCGGCGUGCAGGUGCUCUACAGCUUGUACAACCAGUCAGACCCCUGCCCUGGAGAGUUCCUCUGCUCUGUGAAUGGGCUCUGUGUGCCCACCUGCGACGGAGUCAAGGACUGCCCCAACGGCCUGGAUGAGAGAAACUGUGUUUGCAGAGCCACAUUCCAGUGCCAAGAGGACAGCACAUGCAUCUCACUGUCCAGGGUCUGUGAUGGGCAGCCUGACUGUCUCAACGGAAGUGACGAAGAGCAGUGCCAGGAAGGGGUGCCCUGUGGGACCUUCACCUUCCAGUGUGAGGACCGCAGCUGUGUGAAGAAGCCCAACCCGCAGUGUGACGGGCGGCCUGACUGCAGGGAUGGCUCGGAUGAGCAGCGCUGUGACUGUGGCCUCCAGGGCCCCUCCGGCCGCAUUGUGGGUGGGGCCAUGUCCUCGGAGGGCGAGUGGCCAUGGCAGGCCAGCCUCCAGGUGCGGGGCCGACACAUCUGUGGGGGGGCCCUCAUCGCUGACCGCUGGGUGAUAACAGCUGCCCACUGCUUCCAGGAGGACAGCAUGGCCUCCCCAGCACUGUGGACGGUGUUCCUGGGCAAGGUGUGGCAGAACUCGCGCUGGCCGGGCGAAGUAUCCUUCAAGGUGAGCCGCCUGUUCCUGCACCCGUACCACGAGGAGGACAGCCACGACUACGACGUGGCCCUGCUACAGCUGGACCACCCGGUGGUGCGCUCGCCUGCCGUGCGCCCUGUCUGCCUGCCGGCGCCCUCCCAUUUCUUCGAGCCGGGCCUGCACUGCUGGAUCACUGGCUGGGGCGCCCUGCGUGAGGGUGGUCCCACCAGCAAUGGUCUGCAGAAGGUAGACGUGCAGCUGAUCCCGCAGGACCUGUGCAGUGAGGCUUAUCACUAUCAGGUGACACCCCGUAUGCUGUGUGCCGGCUACCACAAGGGCAAGAAGGAUGCCUGCCAGGGUGACUCGGGCGGUCCACUGGUGUGCAGGGAGCCCAGCGGCCGCUGGUUCCUGGCGGGGCUGGUCAGCUGGGGCCUGGGCUGCGGCCGGCCCAACUACUUUGGCGUCUACACCCGCAUCACUGGUGUGAUUGGCUGGAUCCAGCAGGUGCUGACCUGAGGAGUUGCCCACCAGCAGAGCUGGGCCCACCUCCCAGACUGAGUGCUCAGGGCAGCCUCCAGGCGGGGGAACAAGUAUUCUGGGGCGGGAGGGCCUUUUGGCGGCAGGAGGUGGCAUCCCCUCGCCCGGCCUGCUCCCUGGCAUCGCCCCGGAGAGGGCACGAGGAGGGAGGACGGCCCUCAGCUGGUGGUCAACUUCCCCGGAGGACGUGGGAUGGUCACCAGGCCCAGCUGGUAGACUCAUAUCCAGACUGUCACCUCCUGGUUCCCUCUCCUCUUUCCCCUUCCUCCUCUGCUGACUUUGGGGGGAAAUGGUUCAGCAGCAAAAAUGCACUUCCAGGUCCCAGCAGGAGUGUCUGAGCCCCUCACCCUCAUCCCCGUGCAGAGCCUGUAUGGGCAGCACCCUCUCCAGAGAGAAGAUUCCAGCCUGCGAAGCCCCCAGCCUCACUUGAAAGGGGUGGGGGGUGGGGUGCUCAGAGCCCUGGAGAUAGCCAAGUGGGCCAGCUGCCACCGUGAGCCAAAGGGUGGGGUGCUCGGGGAUGCAGGGUCCUCACCCCCUGGGCCUCCACUGCCCACUCUCACCUGGAGGUGAGCUCAGCUACCCUGUGGAAUAAAGCCGUCUGAUCCGAAACCCUGUUCUGGGGAUUGAAUGGGGCCCCGGGCACCAAACCUGGCUCCAGGAGCAGCCCCAGGAAGGCAACGGUUUGGUCACCCUCAGGUCAGAGUGGGGAACGGGGCAAGUGACGGGCUCCUUCUGGAACCCUGGGAGGAAACGGGCUCAGAAAGGCUGAGUCAGCCUCACGAUCACACCAGGGGCGAGGAAGGGGCCUGGAGCAGGCCUGUCUCCUGGUUCCCAGUCUACCUCCACCCCCACCAGCAUGACACUCCCUUUGAGUUCUUUCUUCAGCAGGCAUGUCACAGGUUCCUACUAUGUGCCAAGUACUGUGCCAGGGGCACAGACAUGCACAGAACUUGGCUCCUGAUCUCAGGAAAGGUGGGGAUGACUGACGAUCAGUGUGAAAGGGCUUUGGGGAAGUCAGGGAAGGCUGCCUGGAGGAGAUGAGACUUGAGUUGGGCCUCCAAGGUAGCCAAGGUCAUUCUAGGCAGGGGCACAGCAUGUGCAAAGGUAUAGCGUUCCAAAAGAACAUGGAGUAUUAGGGAACCGUAAGCUGUUUUUAGUUAAAGAGAGGUUGAGUGGGGGAGGACUAAAGAGGAAUUGGAGAAGGAGGGCAAACAGAUCAGAUGACAAAGAGCUUGGAGUUGAGCUAAGGACUUGACCUCGGUGCCCUGGGGAGCCACGGCAGGCUCUACAGCAGGGGAGUGACACACGAGCAGAUUCACAUUUUCAAACCACCACCGGCACCAGUGCGGAGGGAGGGAGAGGCAGGGAGGCUGGCGAGGUCACCGGGCAGGGGAGGAUGGGGCCUGGACUGCGAAGUGCAGUGGGGAUGGACACCAAGUGCCUCAGUGGAUGGGGUGGGCUGAGGGAGGAGUCACCCAGGACCACUCCCAGGGACCUGGCCGGUGGAGGACCCACUGCCUGACCCGGGGCACCUGGGGAGGGGAAGGCUGUGGGAAGGUGUCAUGAACUUGGGGUGCCUCUAGGAGGGAGGUGUCCAGGAAGCAGGCGGAGCUUGAGAGAGGCUUGGAGGGGUUUCAGAGCCACCAUCGAUGGAAGGUGACUGAGGAGGUAGGGAGACAGAGACACCGCAGACAGGCCAAGUGGGAGGCUGGAGGGGAACUGCGAGGGGUGGAGUCUUAGCACCCAAAGCCAUGGCCUGCGUGGGGAGAGCCAUGGGGCCAGGCCCUGAGUCACUGGUGCCUUCUGGGUGCAGCGGAAGAGGUGACGAAGAGGGGAGUCAAGUGCAGACAAGCCUUUCUUGAAGCCUAGCUGGGAGGGAAGGACAGGGAAGCCUCGGGGACUUAGACUUGAGGGGGUUUUAAAGACAGGGAGCUGCUACAUGUCCACGAGUGGAUGCGGCAGCUUCUGCAGGAGGGGGCGGAGCCAGGGGGCACAGUCACCUUCCAGGUCCUAUCUGUGGGAGGGAGCAGGUGGCAGGUAGAGCGGACACUAUGGGUGGACUCCUUUGGGGUGGGGGUGGGAUUUCAAGCAUUCCUACCCCAACAGGCUCUUAGGGUUCUCAGAGGGGCAGGCAGUACAGUGCGUUGGGUGCUUUGCUAAAACACACAUCUUGGGCCUCCCUCCAGUCUUAGUCAGAAUUGGGGGUGGUGGUGGGUAAUUUUUAACAAAUCUCCUGGGGACUCUUUUGCAAGCAAAGUUGGACACUAAAAGUGAGGUCAGCUUCAGCAAGCAGAGAGACCCUAGGGGAAGUGGUGAGGCCCCCAGACUGCUGAGUGGUGGAGCCUCACCUGGCCCUGGGGAGGGCCUCUGCCUAUGGGAUCACUCACUGCUUUGCAGGGAUGUCCCCCAGCAGCACUAAGCUAAGCAAGGCGGACAGUUAGCAGGACUAGGGAGGGGAAGGAACUGGCCAGGAGGGAGAAAAGGUGGAGUGGGUACCUUGGGUGUUCAUAUUGCCUGGGACUUGGGGCAGCGGGCGGAACAAUAGGGAGGGGUGGAGGUGACCAAGAGGGGUCAUCGCAGAAAGCAGAGGCGUCCUGGGGGCUUAGGAUGGAGCAGAGUGGCCUCGGGCAGCACAGAGUGAACCCAGCAAGCGGAGUACCGUCUGAACAGUGGGCUGAGGCUGGGAAGCGGGAGGGCAGAGAACCAGGCCUGGGAGGACCUGGUCUCCUGAAGCCCAACUCCCUACCCCCUCAGUGCCCCCAGCUGGCAGAGGGCUGCCUGGAGGCAGGAAGAGGCCUGCAUGACUCUAAGGGCUGGGCCUUGGAAGUCAUCUGGCCCAACCCUUCACUUGAUAGAGGAAACUGGGGCCCAGAGAGGGGUAGGCACCUGCCAAACUUCCCCCAGCAAGGCAAACUUGGUGUCUUCAGUGUCUGGCCACUGGGCGGAGGUCCAGCCACGACCCCCCUCUCCCUACACACACAGGAGUGACCACAGGACGGGGUCCCUGGGCUUUAGGAAAA
Molecule: messenger RNA, 5847 nt
Organism: Hipposideros armiger (great roundleaf bat)
Lineage: Eukaryota; Metazoa; Chordata; Mammalia; Chiroptera; Hipposideridae
Gene: TMPRSS6
Product: transmembrane serine protease 6
Exons: 20
Coding region: 380-2806 (808 amino acids)
Biological process (GO): proteolysis
Molecular function (GO): protein binding; serine-type endopeptidase activity
Source: RefSeq, a predicted model, not a curated record